Paramuricea clavata is the source of this 865-nucleotide messenger RNA. Lineage: Eukaryota; Metazoa; Cnidaria; Anthozoa; Malacalcyonacea; Plexauridae. The record is from the annotation of a GenBank genome assembly.
AUGGGCAAAACGAUUGAAACGCGUGUGUUCUCGUCAUUGUGGAAUCUGAAACAAGAACGUGGUCAAAGAGAGUUUGCCUGUCGCUAUUCAAAUAAGUUUAUGGUUAUGGUUUUAUUGAUGCUUUGUGGUGAUAUAGAAUCGUGCCCUGGUCCAUUUCAUGUGCCACUCGAAGAGUUUAUAAAUAGUCGUGGUCUCAAAGUCUUUCACCAUAAUAUAAGAGGACUAUUUUCAAAUUUCGUUCAAGAGCUUUUCGAUCGAUACAAGGGUGUGGAUAUUAUGACGUUAUCAGAACCUCAUAUCGUUGACAGACCAGUGGCGUAGCCAGAACGAUAAUUGGGGGGCCCAUAUUCAUAUAUUCGUGUUCACAUACCAUAAAAACAAUUGAUUUCAAAAGAAAUUGAUAAAGCAGAACACGAAUAUAUGAAUAUGGGCCCCCCAAUUAUCGUUCUGGCUACGCCACUGUGACAAACAGUAUGAUGAUAUUGAAGGCUUAUUUAUCAUUGAUGGUUAUAAGUUUAUCAAACGAAAUCGGAAGCGGGGACAUGCUGGCGGUGUGGCCCUUUAUAUAAAGGAUAAUAUUCUAUGGAGAAGAAGGUAUGACCUAGAAACGGACGACAUAGAAAGUAUUUGGCUCGAGAUAUUCAUUGCAAAAUCAAAAAGCAUUCUGAUUGCGACCUUCUAUAGACCUCCAGGGAGUUCGGUUUACGUACCUAAUGAAUUUAAUAAGACCUUUAAUGACAUGCUUUUAAAUGGGACAAAGGAAAAUAAAGAAAUCAUUAUCCUGGGAGAUUUUAAUGUUGAUUAUUUGAAACCCAAUGAUAACAAAGAAAUUAAAAGCAUAUUUCAACUGUUUGGCUUUAAUUAA